UGGAGUUUGGUUUUAGUGCGUCUGUAUCAUUUGAUAUAUGCAGGUUUUGGCUGGUUGACAAGACAGCGCCACGGUCGGAAGUUCGAAAUAUAUUGCUUGGAAAGCUAUUCGUAAAUUAAUAAUCUUUGGAUGAUGCUUUGAGAAUUGAAACGGCAAAGAUUUGAACCCAAAUAAUUUGAUACUAGCCUCUGGAAUGGAGAAAUACGUUGUGGUCGGAAGGAUUGGCGAAGGCGCACAUGGGCUGGUAUUGAAAGCUUAUCACAUCGAGCAGGGCAAUGAGGUGGCGUUGAAAAAAGUAUUGCUCAAAAAGAUUGACGAGGGCAUUCCGACCUCCGUAUUACGAGAAGUCAAGACACUGCAAGAGCUGAGACACCGGAACGUAGUUGAGUUAAUCGACGUUUUCCCAGUGGGAUUGGAUUUUGUCAUGGUAUUUGAUUACAUGCCAUCCGGCGUGUGGGAGAUAAUUAGAGACUCGGAGAGGCCGCUCAACGAUUCUCAAAAAAAAACUUACGUGAAGAUGUUAUUCGAGGGCGUAUCGUACAUGCAUGCAAAUAAUGUUAUGCACAGGGACUUGAAACCCGCAAACUUGCUUGUAAACCGGGAGGGCGUGUUGAAAAUAGCCGAUUUUGGUCUUGGCCGAUUGGUCUGGGACGACAACAGCCAUUCCUAUUCGCACCAAGUUGCAACCCGAUGGUAUCGAGCACCGGAAUUGUUGUACGGAGCGCGUUAUUAUACCACAGCUGUAGACAUAUGGGCGGUGGGAUGCAUUUUCGGAGAAAUACUCAACAGCGCGCCUUUAUUCGCCGGAGAAACGGACAUCGAGCAGCUGGCGAUUGUUUUGCGAUUGCUUGGCUCGCCGACGACGGAAUCUUGGCCCGAUUUGACUACCCUUCCAGAUUACAACAAAAUCACAUUCCCGUGCCACAAGGGUUUGCCCUGGGAUUUGAUCGUGCCAGAUGCGACACCGGAUGCUAUAGAUCUGAUCAAACAGCUUCUCGUUUACAACUCAUCGAAACGCUUGACGGCAUCAUCGGCACUAAAGCAUUUGUAUUUUCAUUCGCGACCGUUCCCCUGCCCUGAAUCUGCUUUGCCGAAACCACCGCCGGAUCAUCGGGUUCAAGUGAAGCCGGAAGAAGUUAAAGGAAACUUGCAACGUACAGUUUUGUUUCAAAAUUUGUUGAGCAUCGUGUAACGUCGUUAAUCUUUAUACGGCGUCUGACUGUUAUCCAAGGACUUCUAUUUGGCUUAAUUUUAGAGCGGCAAUACCACUAAUUCCUUCGU
Messenger RNA from Diprion similis, 1281 nucleotides. RefSeq names its product cyclin-dependent kinase 20-like. Bases 194 to 1192 code for a protein of 332 amino acids. Lineage: Eukaryota; Metazoa; Arthropoda; Insecta; Hymenoptera; Diprionidae. Gene Ontology annotation, biological process: protein phosphorylation. Gene Ontology annotation, cellular component: nucleus. Gene Ontology annotation, molecular function: ATP binding; cyclin-dependent protein serine/threonine kinase activity. The transcript has 5 exons. The record is from RefSeq and is a predicted model, not a curated record.